AGGAAGCACCGGUGCGUCCUCGGAUGUUUUCUUUUUCCUCUUCUCGUGCUCACCUCGUUGGUUUUUACGCACGCUGCUAUCACAACACCAGAGCUUGGAGAGGACGCGCGUUAAAGUUCACCUCCAAGUCUGAAUGUGUGUGUGUGUGAGUGAAUGUGUGUGUGUGGAUUCAAUGUGUGCUCAGUUUGUGUGUGUGUGUGUCUAAUAGGGUGACCCCCCACUGCGCUGUUUAAAGGGAAGACAAGAGAGCUGAGUCAACGAAUCGUAUAAGGAGAAGGAUGCAACAAGUUGAUGUGCGCCAGUUGCAGUUUUCUUGUAUAUUUGGAGACAAGCAGAGGAGGAUGGUGGCUUUGAUCUGUGUGGAGCAAAGAUCGGAUGUUUUAUUGCGUUAAAAAAAACACUCAUCUGUCAGUUAAACCGAGAACUAAACUAAGAAAGAUAGUUUAAAAAGCAGCCCACUCGUGCGUAAUUCCUCGCCAAAAAAAUGGACAUUUGGACAGAAGCAGCGCAUUUGGAGGGACUUCUUCAUGCUCUGCUGGAAUGAAGUUGAAGCGGUGGUGAGUAGCAGCAGCAGUGCAGUUCUCUGCACACCAACAUGCAUCGGAUUCUGCAGAGGAGGCGAGUGCGCAAGCUGCGGGUCUUCUGGGCUUCUCUGGCUCUGGUGGCUCUGUCUCUGGCCGCAUGCAGCGCGCUCUUCACGGCGUGGACUUGGCGACAGACGCGGGACCUGUCUCAGUCCUUUAAGAUCCUGCAGGACCGAAUGGAGCAGGUUAAUACACAGAGGAAGGCCAUUGUUCAGCUCAUUCUGGAGAAGAGAGAACUGCUGGUGGGGCAGAGAGUGAAGAGAGAUGGGGGGGCGCUGCGAGGGAGGAAUGGAAAUGGAAAGAAAGCGGCGUCUCAUUUCGAGAUAACCAAAGUCUCCUCUCAGCAAGUGGGAGAGGGCGGUGUGAUUAAGGGCUGGGAGGAGAGGACGUUGAAUAUGAGUAAAGCGGUGAGGUACAACAAGGAUCAAGGCACCUUCACUGUGGAGAAAGCGGGCGUCUACUUCCUGUUCUGCCAGGUGUUGUUCAACGAGCAGCAGUCUCAGUAUGUGAAGCUGGAUGUGGUGACCAGCGGCCAGAGGCCUCAGAAGCUGCAAUGCAUGGAGGGAUACGGGACGACCCCGUCCGCCGGGCCGCACCCUUUCCACUUCCUGAAGCCCUGCCAGGUGUCCGGCCUCCUGCGACUGGACAAAGGCACAGAGCUGCAGGCCAUCACGGGCUCGUCCUUCAGACUCCACACGCUGGGCAACCCUUCAGCCUCGCCUCACAUCUUCAGCAUCUUCAAAGUCAACUGAAGCUCGGAGGCUUUUUUACACAAAGUUAACUUUUUUUUUUUUUUUGUAUGGACAGCCUCUUCCCGAAGACGUUAAUUUGAAAGACGAACCUGACAUUUGUGGAAGUUGUUGUGGAAUUUUUCUUCUCUGGACAGCAGUGCUGUUUGGAACGCAAAAACACAGACUUUUGGAUUAAAACCAAGACCAGGAAGUGGACGAAAUGCCUCGUUGAAUGUCUGCCGAGAGAACAGAUGUGAUGGAAGCUGUUCUAUAGAUAAAGGGCUUCAUAUAAAAAGAAAAAUACUUGGAUCUUAGCCUUCGUAUCAUGUAAUAAAUUGUGCUUACACUCUUUUUUUAUAAGACUGACAGUAAAGCUGUGCAUGCACCAUCCACUUUUAUAUCACCGGUGCCUCAAGAAGCUGAGAGCACGCGUCAGAUCGCGACACUAUAAACAGCCGACACGAGUUGUCAAUGAUAUUUUAUACAAUGCAGCGUCUGUGUGUGAAUCAAACAAUUCUUGUUUAUACUGAUUUUACGAUCUUACAAUGCAAUGUGCGUCUGAGUGUGAAGUCUUUUCUUUAAAUACUUUGUAUAUACUUCACACAUACUUUACUUUUCAUUUUAAAUAACGUGGAUGUGAAUUUGUGCGCUUUCAUUCAACUGUUAUCAGGCCACUAAAUAGGCGUGAUCAGUCAUUAUAAGCACCAUAGAUGUGGGACAGUAGGGGCCUACUAUGCCUACUACGUUGUAAAUGAUAGAGCAAUACUUAAAAGCAACACGUUCUAACAUAUUGUAAA
Messenger RNA from Sebastes umbrosus (honeycomb rockfish), 2112 nucleotides. RefSeq names its product TNF superfamily member 12 (gene tnfsf12). Bases 596 to 1336 code for a protein of 246 amino acids. NCBI's taxonomy places the organism in Eukaryota, Metazoa, Chordata, Actinopteri, Perciformes, Sebastidae. Gene Ontology annotation, cellular component: membrane. The transcript has 6 exons. Gene Ontology annotation, molecular function: tumor necrosis factor receptor binding; receptor ligand activity. Gene Ontology annotation, biological process: immune response. The record is from RefSeq and is a predicted model, not a curated record.